AUGAGUGGUGGGCAAACAUCGGCGCUGCCGCUUAGGCCGCCUCGACCUUCUGAUCCUCCUGUCGCAGCACCGAGGACGGAGAAACGAGAUAUUGAAGCUGUCAAAAUCAAUGGGAGCAUCCAGCCUACCACGGCUGGCGCGGAAGAGCACGAACUUGACGUGUGGUCAACUGAGGCAGUGACCAGACUUCGGCAGGAGAUAACGGCUGAAUCCAGAGCUUUAAAGGAACAAAAACGAGAGAUUACCGGUAUGUAUCAAAUUGCAACCUGUAAAUACUCGCUGCAUGCCUACUUUGCAAUCAGGGCCAUGCCGGAGGACGAAAAAGCGGUAAUGGAAGCGUAUUUGGGGCGAAGACUUGAACUUCCUACUCCUCCCAAAUUUCUAAGCUGUACAGCUACAGCUAACAAGAAAGCGGCCCUGUUGUCACUUCUUCAGACACACAUAGAGGCAACGCUCAUCGUCGAUGUACCAGCUCACUUUCGACUCGGUAAAGGUAUACCGCGCCAGUCGGUACUAAGGGAAAUGGCAGCAAGCAAUACGACUACGGCUGAAGACAAGGCCAAAAUGAAGAGAUUUCUCUAA
Molecule: messenger RNA, 582 nt
Organism: Peronospora farinosa
Lineage: Eukaryota; Oomycota; Peronosporomycetes; Peronosporales; Peronosporaceae
Source: the annotation of a GenBank genome assembly